Molecule: messenger RNA, 1066 nt
Organism: Tripterygium wilfordii
Lineage: Eukaryota; Viridiplantae; Streptophyta; Magnoliopsida; Celastrales; Celastraceae
Exons: 3
Coding region: 90-848 (252 amino acids)
Source: RefSeq, a predicted model, not a curated record
CAAUAUCGCCCCAAUGUAUGCUCCACCACAGGGAUCGAUCAGAAUUCAGAAGAUGAAAGUUUGAAAUCAAUUAUUUCGAAGUCUCAAGCAUGGCGCUUACUCUGCGAUCCCCCUCCAAUUCCUCCAUUUUUUCUACUUUAAAAUCUUCCGCUCUUUCUCGGAACUCAAAAUUAAUGCUCUGUUCUCUUGCUCCCUCCUGCUUUGGCUAUAAUUUUCAUCCAAAUUUCCUCUCAAAACGGAGUAGGAUCCACCAUUCGUUCCCGAUUAAAUACCGGAUUUCUUCUAAUGAAGAAGAAGAUGAUGGAAGUAACCACAAUUUUAGCGAAGCAGUAGAGCUGUUCAACAAAGGAGAAUUCUAUAAAUGUCAUGAUGUUCUCGAGUCUCUCUGGUGCGAAGCAGAAGAGCCUGCUAGAACUCUAUUUCAUGGAGUUCUACAAUGUGCGGUAGGACUUCAUCACCUCUUCAACCAGAAUCACAAAGGAGCGAUGAUGGAGUUGGGAGAAGGCGUGUGUAAGCUUAGAAAGUUUGAUUUCGGGAGCGAACCGUUUCAUCAGUUUGAACAAGAGAUUUCUGCGGUUCUGGAGUUUAUUUACCAAACUCAGAUAGAAUUGGCCGCCUGUGGUGAUGACAUUUGUCUUCUGAUGGAGCAAUCAGAGAGAUCGUACAGACUUCUUGGAGGCUAUGGUGCUGGGCAGCGUUUGUAUUCCCUGCAAAGUGACACAGACGAUGUUAUGUACAUCAUUUUCUGCCAUCAGAGAUCAUACAGCUCUGGUGAGCCACUGAAGGUGAAGCUUCCAAUCCUUAAUGCGACUGAAGAACAUGUUAUGGCCUGUUCAACAGAUCAUUAGUACAAAAAAAAUGGGAAAAGAAUUUCAUCACGAUGUAGUGCAAUAACUAGCUAACAAAUAAUUAGCUAGUGGAUUUGCUGCCCCGCCCGGUUGCCAUGCCUAUAGUAGAUUGAACAUAAGGAGAUACUGAUUGUUGGUUCAAGAUAGAAAUUGCAGAAUGAGAAAGUUGUUGAAAACUUGGUAAUCUAGUCCUAUAAUUCACUGGUUUUAUUGGUUUC